AGGAAGACCCGACUUGGAGAUAUCUCUCUAUAACGAUGAUCGAUUUGUACUUGGAGUCCCGGGAGCGUAAGUUAUUCUCGAAGGCGGCGUUUGCAAGACUUUCAUUUUCAACGUUUGUGUAUGUAUACGCGUAUUUUGCUCCAUAACGAAAAAAUACGAAGUGGUCUCUCUUCGUGAUCCGUGAAACCACGACAUCUUUGAUGUAGACUCUUAACAGUGAACUCUCCAAUAUCGACAUUGCACCGAGGGUGAGUGCCUCGUGCGUUCGCGAAUUUGAUUGCUACGGAACGAACUAUAUUAUUUUUGCGUCAAGAUUUUCGUACCUGGAGGCAACACUAGUUCUGAGAAAGGUCUUUAUUGGUCGCAAUAAUUCGCAGCAUUUAUGACCAAACCGAAGAUUUUUGCUCGCAUUCUGAUUCGAGAUCUCAGUCACUCGGCUGUCCGCCGUCUCGAAGUAAGGUUGGAAAAGUGUUGCAAGAUAAGAAGUGAUUGAAAAUAUGAAGAAGAGAUAAUAAAGAUAUUGUGAAUAAGAGGAUUAUAUGUCUUAAAGAUUCGUGCAGACCGGCGGAAGUGAAUUUUGUGCGCUUAAAGAUAUUAAACAUCAAUAGCUGUGAUAAGAGCAAAGGUAAAGAUUUUUGAGAUGUUAUGGUUAGAAGGUAGGAACAAACGGGAUGACACAAAAAUAGAAGAAGACCUUGGAAAAGAGUCAAUGAAGUGUUUAUUGAGAAGAUAUGGGUUGAACAGAUAAAUUGAGAAGAUGGGUAGGUACGACGGGAGAAGAUGACACCGAGAAGACGAUAAUUGGCGACACUCUUUUUAUCUACUCUAACUCAAUAUAUCGCUAAUAGCGCUCCACGAGCACAGUCUGUAUCUAUCGAUGUGACUUCAAGUACAAUAUAAUUAUACUUUAUACGUAAACAGUUAUUGCUAUCAGUAUGUACGACACGGUACCAAACAAUUCUCAUGAUGACACGUGUGAUAUUAAGUGCAAAGAAGAAAUUAUUACGAAAAGAGAAACACAAAAAACGGAUAUCGUGUGGUUUACGGUCUUUUACUUAUUUAUGAUGCACACCAUUGGACUUUAUGGUUUAAUCACGUUCAACUACUUUGAAAAUUUAAAGACAACUUUGUGGUUACUAAUCUUGUAUAACCUAGGAUGCAUCGGUGUAACUGCUGGUGCUCAUAGAUUUUGGUCUCAUCGAUCGUACAGCGCUAAUCUACCGCUCAGGCUCAUCCUUUUCGUUUGUUACUGUUCGAGCGGAGGGGUCUCUAUUUAUAGUUGGGUACGGAUUCAUCGUGUACAUCACAAAUACGUCGACACAGAUUUAGAUCCUCACAACAGCCGACGCGGCUUUUUCUUUUGCCACAUAGGUUGGAUUCUAAGAAGACUCAGGCCUGAAAUCAUUCAAAAGUUACGUGAGACUGAUAUGCGGGACAUUUUGGCAGACCCAAUCAUCGCUUUUCAUAAAAAAUAUGUUACAUUAGUGAACAUGAUAUUCUCUUAUGUCUUGCCCACGUUGAUACCAGUUUACUUCUGGGAUGAGACUUGGAACAGAUCCUUUAUUUCACAAGUAGCUCGAGUAAUGCUGGUGUUACAUGCAAGUUUUUCCAUAAACAGUUUUGCUCACACGUGGGGUACCAAGCCAUACAAUAAAAAUAUACGACCGACAGAGAAUAUGAGCGUGAGUGUAGUUUGUAGUGGCGAAGGAUUUCAUAAUUAUCAUCACACAUUUCCUUGGGACUAUCGUGCAUCCGAGUUUAAUUGGUAUAUUUUCAAUCACUCGUCGUUUUUCAUCGACAUGUUCGCGAAGAUCGGAUGGGCCUACAAUCUCAAGAAACCGUCCCCUGAGCUUGUGAAACGAGUUGCUGCCGAUAAGGGCGAUGGCUCCCGUGCCAAAUGGGACGAAAUCCCAGUGUGCAAUUGAAGUGCCAAAGAUUAAAAUGCAACACACAUACAGGUAGAAUAAAUUUAGUUCAUUAAAGUAUAAUCUUACUUUAUUGUUAGCAAAAACUUGUUUACAUUUUCACACUUACGAGAUUAGGAAAAAAAUAUGUAAAAAUAUAUGAAGUAUAAACUAG
Trachymyrmex septentrionalis is the source of this 2079-nucleotide messenger RNA. RefSeq names its product acyl-CoA Delta(11) desaturase-like. The transcript is spliced from 7 exons. Gene Ontology annotation, cellular component: endoplasmic reticulum membrane. Lineage: Eukaryota; Metazoa; Arthropoda; Insecta; Hymenoptera; Formicidae. The record is from RefSeq and is a predicted model, not a curated record. Bases 936 to 1925 code for a protein of 329 amino acids. Gene Ontology annotation, molecular function: iron ion binding; stearoyl-CoA 9-desaturase activity. Gene Ontology annotation, biological process: unsaturated fatty acid biosynthetic process.